Molecule: messenger RNA, 341 nt
Organism: Penaeus vannamei (Pacific white shrimp)
Lineage: Eukaryota; Metazoa; Arthropoda; Malacostraca; Decapoda; Penaeidae
Source: RefSeq, a predicted model, not a curated record
UCCGACAUCACAACCUCCUCAUCUCCACCGCGUCAACAUGUUCAACAAGGGUGUCUUGGUGCUAGCUUUGGUGGGCGUGGCUCUGGCCGCCCCUUCGGAUCCAUACCACCAGCCUUCCUACAAGGAGGAGCCGAAGCCGUACCAGUUCGCCUACGGAGUCAAGGAUGAAUACGCCGGCACCGACUUCGGUCAGAGCGAGGAGUCCGACGGCAAAGCCGUCAAGGGAUCCUACACUGUCCAGCUUCCCGACGGCCGCAAGCAGACGGUGAACUACGUGGCUGACCACUACAACGGCUACCAGGCUGAGGUCAACUACUACGGUGAGGCUCAGUACCCCACGA